AGAGAGGCAGGAGAUGAGCGGUGCGUAAGUGGGUCAAGUGCAAACGAUAAACACCUGUGUCUUGUUUCAGUAAUUGGUGUGGAGAGACCGGAUAAAAGAGGCCACCUGGAACAGGAUGGGGAGAGACAGUCUGGUGGUACCGAAACCCGGGAAGGAAGAAGAACGCCGUCACCGUCAUGCAGUCCACCCCAGGAUCGCCAUUUGCGGAGGUUAUCCAAUCGCUCGCGGGUCUUCACCAGGAGCAACAUCAGGCGCUGCUGGGCCUGAGGGACGAUCAGGAGCGGCGGUUCCAUGCCCUCCUCCAAGCCCAGCAGGAAGACCGCGAGCUGUUCCGGAGCUGGAUUGACCGGGAGGUUCGAGCUGGGGGACCGACAUCUGCCCCAGCCCCACCCCCCCAUGUGCCUCUCCACAAGAUGGGGCCCCAGGACGACCCAGAGGUGUUCCUGGACCUAUUCGAGAGGUCGGCAGAGGCCGGGGGGUGGCCGGAGGAGGACUGGCCAGUGCGGCUCAUUCCCCUGCUGUCCGGGGAAGCGCAGGUGGCCGCACAACAGCUGCCAGUCCAGAACCUCCUGGUAUACCAAGACCUCAAGCGCGCCAUCCUCCAGCGGGUCGGCCGGAGCCCCGAGCAACAUCGCCAGCGCUUCAGGUCGCUGGACCUCGGAGAGGGGGGUCGACCCUUCGUAAUGGUGCAACAGCUCCGGGACGCCUGCCGCAGAUGGCUGAUGGCCAACACGAGCGACGUCGAGGAAGUCAUCGAUCGUGUGGUACUGGAGCAGUUCGUGGCCCGGCUGCCAAGGAAGACUGCCCAGUGGGUCCAGUGCCACCGCCCGACGUCGCUGAACCAGGCCAUCCAACUGGCGGAGGACCAGAUGGUGGCGUGCCCCGGGGUCGGCGAACCCCUGCCAUCUGUCUCUCUCUCUCUCCCCCUGUGUCCCCUCCCUCUAAACCUGUCCCUUUCCCCAGGUCCCGAGGAAGCCUUCCCCCCCGGACAGUAUGUGGAGCUGGGCUCCUCUUUGCCACUAUCUUCUGGCACGGACUCGCUCGUGACUGAAUGUGAGCCAUCGGAGCCUCUACUUUGCUGCACAUAA
This is a messenger RNA of Sinocyclocheilus grahami, 1088 nucleotides long. Its product is annotated as SCAN domain-containing protein 3-like. The transcript has 3 exons. The record is from RefSeq and is a predicted model, not a curated record. The coding region runs from base 177 to 1088 and encodes 303 amino acids. Lineage: Eukaryota; Metazoa; Chordata; Actinopteri; Cypriniformes; Cyprinidae.